Drosophila busckii is the source of this 2604-nucleotide messenger RNA. RefSeq names its product endoplasmic reticulum metallopeptidase 1-like. Lineage: Eukaryota; Metazoa; Arthropoda; Insecta; Diptera; Drosophilidae. Gene Ontology annotation, molecular function: metalloexopeptidase activity. Gene Ontology annotation, biological process: proteolysis. Bases 1 to 2604 code for a protein of 867 amino acids. The transcript is spliced from 9 exons. The record is from RefSeq and is a predicted model, not a curated record.
AUGGAGGACAAAGAGCAGCUGAUAUCGGAGCUGUCUCUCGAAGCAUCAGAAGAAAAGUUAAAGCAGCAACCUGCUGCCAAAGUUCCCUGGUACUUUGCCAAUGGCUUUCUGCUCUUCUGGGGGCUUUUGUUCUUUGCUGUAGUCAUACCGCUGUUCUAUCGUCUGCCCACUGCUAAUACUAUGGAAGAUGCCAAGAAAAAUGUUUUCAUAGCUGAGCGUGCCUAUGCCAAUUUAUAUACCUUAUCUAAUUUGGGCAAUAAGAUGGUUGGCAGCAAGAUAAACGAAGUAGAUGCUGUGAAUUUUCUGCUUAAAGAGUUGGAGCUCAUUAAGGCAAACUCGUUAAAGGAUUAUUUUGAUAUUGAAAUUGAUUUAUCAAAAGCCACCGGUUCUUUUCCAUACAAAACUUCCGCAAGUUAUUAUCAAGGUGUACAGAACAUUGCUGUCAAGUUCAGUUUCAAGAAUAGCACAAGCGAUUCUUAUCUACUCGUGAAUACACACUUUGAUUCUAAGCCGGCUACACCUUCGGCGGGAGAUGCUGGCUUUAUGGUUGCGGUUAUGCUGGAGGUACUGCGAGUGAUGUCAACUACCAGACAAGGAUUUGAGCAUCCCAUUGUAUUCCUGUUCAAUGGUGCAGAGGAGAUUGCCAUGCAAGCUGCUCAUGGCUUCAUAACACAACAUAAAUGGGCUAAAAACUGCAAAGCGUUAGUUAAUGUUGAAGGUGGUGGCAGUGGAGGACGUGAGGUCCUUUUCCAAACUGGUCCUAAUCAUCCUUGGCUUGUUAAGUACUACAAGCAAAAUGCGAAGCAUCCUUUUGCUACAACUUUAGCUGAGGAACUAUUUCAAACUGGCAUUAUACCAUCCGACUCAGACUUUACCAUAUUUAAGAAGUAUAUGCCUGGUUUGGAUAUGACGCAGAUUAUAAAUGGUUAUGUUUAUCAUACCAAAUAUGAUGUUAUUGAUAUUAUACCGCGAGAAUCUUUUCAAAACAGUGGUGAUAAUAUUUUGAACAUUGUGCGUGGCUUGUCAAAUGCUACUGAGCUUCGUGAUAUAGGGGCACACAAAGGAGAGCAUUCAAUAUUUUUUGAUGUCUUGGGACUCUAUUUUAUCCAUUAUUCAGUUGCUAACGCCACAAAUUUGAAUUUUGCUGUCGCUGUUGCUACUUUUCUGCUGGUCUUUGUUUCUAUGUGGCGCAUGGCUGCCAAGUCUGAAGUUUCUACUUCCUACGUGGCACGUUGGUUUAUCCUUCUGCUGGUGCUGCAGCUCGUCAGCUUUGUGCUGGGUCUAGCAUUCCCUGUAGUUGUGGCUUAUGUCUUUGACAUGUUUGGUUUGUCUUUGACUUACUUUAGCACUCCUUGGCUUUUGAUUUGCUUAUACGUUUGCCCUUCAUUGCUUGGACUUUGCCUGCCGAUCACCAUCUACUUUUAUUUCCAACGUGGUGGAAAGAUCAACUGUGCUUAUCAUUUACAACUGUCUCUACAUGCUCAAGCUAUCAUCGUGGCUCUACUGAUGGGAGGCUUAACUUACUUGCGCUUCCGUUCCGCUUACGCCUUAAUGAUUCCGCUUUUGUUCUAUAUUUUGGCACUAGCCUUUAAUCUGCUUACUACUUUGCAUGACCGGGGCUAUGCUUGGUCCGGUGUGUUGAAGUUUAUUCAGAUCAUACCUUUUCUAUAUAGCAGCUAUCUUAUUUACACGUUUGUUGCUGUGUUGUUGCCAAUGCAAGGUCGCUUUUUUAACGAAUCGAAUCCAGAUUUGCUGAUUGCUGGCUUGGUAGCUGUAGGCACUGUGCUUUCGUUGGGUUUUGUGAUACCUUUGAUCAACACUUUCCGUCGUCCAAGUACAGUUAUCCUUACCCUGUUUGCCAUCAGCGCUGUGGGAAUGUAUUUGGCCAGCAGCACUCAAAUUGGUUUUCCCUACCGCCCUAAGACAAGUGGACAACGUGUAUCCUACUUGCAAGUACGCAAUAAGUUCUACGAAUACGAUGGAACACUCAGCAAAGAUGAGUCUGGAUAUUUGUUCAAUUUGCUAGAUCGACGUGGUGAGCGUCCCUGGAUGGGUACUAGAGUAAACCUUACUGGGUUGCAAAGCAUGAAAACUAGGUGUAAUGAGCAUAUGAUGUGUGGUAUGCCAUUAUUUGAUUAUAGAUAUAUUACACAUCAAGAGGCUUGUAAAUUUUUGCCUCGUGACAAGCCCAUUGAACCCCCGGGCGAAGUCACAUUGACGCUACUGAACAAGACGCUAACUACGGCUACCACAAUGCGAUACUAUUUCAAUCUAACGGGUCCACAUCAAAUGAGCAUAUUUGUGAAGCCCUAUGAGGAUGUCCGAUUGAGCAACUGGUCUUUUUCGCUGGACUAUUUGGAGAAACCACCAGCAAAGGGCUAUCAUGUUUGGAUUAAUGUGGGCAUUGUUGACCCCACAGUGAUAUUCUACUUGGAUAUAACGAAGUCUAAUGGUGACUUUAAUGUGCCUUGCUAUGAAUUCGGCGCCUCUGGACAUUGGAUUCAGAACGAAGGCGAUGAACUAAGUCAAAAGUUUGCUGCUUCAUUCCCAUCAUAUUCUAUAUUGGCUCAAUGGCCGUCCUUCUAUCAACGUUAUAUAUUCUAG